This is a messenger RNA of Phascolarctos cinereus (koala), 5567 nucleotides long. RefSeq names its product family with sequence similarity 193 member A (gene FAM193A). The record is from RefSeq and is a predicted model, not a curated record. NCBI's taxonomy places the organism in Eukaryota, Metazoa, Chordata, Mammalia, Diprotodontia, Phascolarctidae.
CUCCUCCUCCUGCUGCUGCUGCUCCCUCCUUCCUUCCCCUCUGGCCGCCUUCGUCCCUUCUCUUCUCCCACCUCACGGCCUGGCCUCGCGAAGGAUGAGUCCGGCCGACGCCAAGCGUGGAGCCAAGCGCCGGAAGAACAAGCGGGGCGGCGGGAGCGGCGGCGGUAACGGCGGCGGCGGCGGCGGCUGCGGAGGCGGCAAGGCCGGCCCGGCCGUGGCCCAGGCGGCGGCGGCCUUGAGGGGCCCCCAGCCCGCCGGCACAGCACCCCCACAGAGCGCUGUGGCGGGCCUGCUCGUGGCCCCAGCCUCGGCCCCGGCCCCAGCCACGGCCACGGCGCCCAACGGGCCCUUGGGCGCUGGGGGCGGUCCCGUAGGAGGCGAGGUUUCAUUAAAUGGUACCCAAUUUGCUGACGGCCCUGUUGGUUCAGAUUUCCCAGGUGUUUCUCAGACUCCAUUUACUUUUGGCUUGGGUCAGAGAGCACCAUAUACAACUGGAGAGCAUUGUCUUCUUUGUAGAAGUGAGCGGAAAGAUUCCUCACUUUCAGAGAGUGGGAUUAAAAAUUCUAGCAAAAUGGCACUUUCAACAUCUCCUAAAGCAAAUAGUAUGCUGCAUCUUCCACUUUGGGUAUGUCCAGACUGUCGAAGAACAGUUGAGAAAGAAGAGAGGCAUGCUACCUUGGAACAAUCUCUUAUGAGCCAAGAUUUCCUUUUGCACACCCCUCUUGGAAAUAGUGGAUCACAGCAAGAAUCAGUAGGAGGAGGGAGAAUUACUGUUGGGGCACAGACGGUACCCUCUGCAGAUCUCAGUAAUUCCACACCGUCAGAUAUAGCGUGUAAUUGUGAGGCAUGUAAUGAACGAAGAGAAAUUUCAGCAGAGACUGAACGAGAAUCCCAGCAGCUUCAGAAUUAUUGGUCAGAAGUACGAUAUAUGGUCCGAUGUAUAUAUCGUCAAGCUGGAACCCCUUUGGCAGAUGACCAAGACCAAUCUCUAGUUCCUGAUAAAGAGGGCAUGAAAGAGCUCGUGGAUAGGCUUUGUGAAAGAGAUCCCUAUCAGCUAUACCAGCGAUUGGAACAACAAGCAAGAGAAUAUGUGCUGGAAAUGAAAGUUCGACUCCUCAGACAUUUGUCUCUGGGAUCUAAAGUUAAAGCAACAUCAACAAUACAAGGCCCACCACAGGCACAUCAAUUCAUCUCACUUCUCCUUGAGGAAUAUAGUGCACUCUGUCAGGCAGCACGCACAAUCAGCUCUUUCCUUGUCACUCUGGAGAAUGAGCAUUUGAAAAAAUUCCAGGUGACAUGGGAACUGCACAAUAAACACCUGUUUGAAAAUUUGGUCUUUUCUGAACCACUCCUCCAGAACAGCUUGCCGACACUGCUUUCACAGCUCAGGCUUGGAACAACAUCACAUGAUUCCUGUAGUGAAGAUAUGUACAGUACCUUAUUACAAAGGUAUCAGCACUUAGAAGAAGAGAUGGGUCGAGUUGCUGAAGAAUGGCUUGAAUGUCAGAAAAGAAUAGAUGAUUAUGUAGAUGAACAGAUGGCAAUGAAAACCAAACAGCGAAUGUUGAAAGAAGACUGGGAAUUUUUUAAACAAAGACGGUUUAUUGAAGAACAGCUAAAUAAUAAGAAAGCACUAGCAGGAGAAAACAACUUCACAGAUACAAUGAGGCAUAUGUUGUCAUCACGUCUGAGCAUGCCUGACUGUCCCAACUGUAAUUAUAGGAGAAGAUGUACUUGUGAUGACUGCAGCCUUUCACACAUCCUUACAUGUGGCAUCAUGGACUCACCCAUCACCGAUGACAUCCAUAUUAACCAACUACCGCUACAAGUUGAUUCUGCUCCUGACUAUCUUUCUGAGAUGCGCCCACCUAGUAUGUCAUCAGCAAGCUCAGGGUCAGGUUCCAGCUCUCCUAUUACAAUUCAGCAACAUCCCAGACUCAUCCUCACAGACAAUGGCUCUGCCCCAAAUUUUGGUAGUGAUGAUGAAGAUGUUGCACCUUUAUCAGCUAAAUUUGCUGAUAUUUAUCCAUUGAAUAACUAUGAUGACACAGAGGUUGUAGCCAACAUGAAUGGAAUCCAUAGUGAACUAAAUGGUGGAGGUGAAAACAUGGCAUUGAAAGAUGAGUCUCCUCAGGUAAGCAGCACUAGUAGUAGUUCUUCAGAAGCUGAUGAUGAAGAAGCAGAUGGAGAGAGCAGUGGGGAACCCCCAGGAACUCAAAAGGAAGAAAUAACUCUAGGAAAAAGAAGUCCCAGAAAAGAUGAAGCUAAAGUGGAUAGUCCACCACCAUCUUAUCCAAGUCAACAGGCUGACCCAGGUCUAAAUACUUGUGAAUGUCAUGUCUGUAAACAAGAAGCUUCUGGUCUGACUGCAUCAGCACUGGCAGCUGGCCGUCUUCCUGCUGGUCACCAGUUUAUGAACCCAGAAAAACCUGCACAUCCUGCACUUCACCUUUACCCCCAUAUUCAUGGACAUUUACCUUUACAUACUAUUCCACAUCUGCCUCGUCCUCUUAUUCACCCCACUUUGUAUACAGCAUCCCCCUUUACACACAGUAAGGCUUUACCACCAGCACCUGUUCAGAAUCAUACAAAUAAGCAUCAGGUAUUCAAUGCAUCUCUUCAAGACCAUAUUUAUCCAAGCUGUUUUGGGAGUACUCCAGACUGGAAUAGUUCUAAAUUCAUAAGUCUUUGGGGAUCAGAAAUGAUGAAUGAUAAGAACUGGAAUCCUGCCACUUUUUUGCCAGACACAAUUUCUGGUAGUGAUAUAAUAGGACCAACACUUUCAGAAAUAAGACCUGAAGCACUUCCUACCACGUCUGGCAGUGAAACAACUACAGUUACUGAUAGUAAAGAGAAAAAAAAUGCUGCAAAAAAGAAAUGUCUCUACAAUUUCCAAGAUGCUUUUAUGGAAGCUAAUAAAGUUGUUAUGGCAACAUCUUCAGCUACUUCCUCUGUUUCAUGCACUGCCACCACAGUACAGUCUAGCAGCAACCAAUUUAAAGUAUCCUCCAAGAGACCUUCAUCAAUAGGUGAAGUGUUUCACAAUAUCAGUAAAGAGGAUCAUAGACAUUCUGCACCAGUUGCACCAAGAAAUAGCCCUACUGGUUUAGCCUCUCUUCCUUCUCUUUCUCCUGCUGCACUUUCACCAGCCUCCACACCCCAUCUUGCAAAUCUCACAGCCCCAUCCUUUCCAAAAACUGCUGCCACAGCUCCUGGAUUUGUAGAUCCACAUUCAGGGCUUUGUCCCACCACUUUAGCACCACCGACAUCUACUACAGACAGCUCAAUUAGUGCUCCGCCAAGUAUAUGCAGUGACCCUGAUUGUGAAGGGCAUCGCUGUGAAAACAGCAGUGCGUAUGACCAUCAGCAGUAUGAUGGAGAAGAAAGCCAGGACGAAGAUAGCUGUUCUGAGCACAGCUCUAGUACCUCUACAUCCACAAACCAGAAAGAAGGAAAAUACUGUGACUGUUGUUACUGUGAGUUCUUCGGGCAUGGCGGUCCACCAGCUGCACCAACAAGUAGAAAUUAUGCAGAAAUGAGAGAGAAGCUCCGUUUACGCUUAACCAAGAGGAAAGAAGAACAGCCAAAAAAAACUGAUCAGAUCUCUGAAAGGGAGAGUGUUGUUGACCAUCGAAAGGUAGAAGACUUGUUACAGUUUAUAAACAGUUCGGAGACCAAACCAGUAAGCAGUACUCGGGCUGCCAAACGAGCAAGACAUAAGCAAAGAAAGCUAGAAGAGAAAGCUCGUCUUGAAGCAGAAGCCAGGGAGAGAGAACAUCACCAGCUCCUUGAGGAACAAAGGCGGCGGGAGGAAGAAGAAGAAGAAAGACUCAAAGAGGAAUUCCAGAGGCUUCAAGAGCUCCAACAGCUACGAGCUAUAAAGAAAAAGAAAAAAGAUAGAACAAAUAAAGACUGUUCAAAGUUGGACAUGCUUGCUAGGAAUUUCCAGUCAGCAAAAGAAUCAGUACCGAGUUCUGAAGAGAUACGGAAUGGCACACUUGAGCAGUCUGAGAAAACAGAAACAUCCUCGAGUUCACCUUCCAGGCAUGUUAAUCAUUUGGAACAGAGGCCAGGGCCUGAAACAGUCUGUGGACUGUCUAAUCCAGGCAACUCAAGAGACUCCAAACUCCUUUUCCAAAAAGAGCUGGGUGUGAAGCAGCAUGAACCGCUUUCUUUCCUCUUUGACAUAAUGCACCACCACAAGGAAGGGAACAGUAAAUCAAAGCUCAAGCCUGUCAGUAAGCUGGCCGAAUCUCCCAAAGUGCCCGAGAGCCAGCCUAGGCCCAGGAACCACACGGAACCCAAAGUAAAGGCAAUAGAACUCUCUUCUUCUGCUGAGCAGAGAAGAGAAGAGAAAAAAGUCAACAGUAACAACAACAACAGAAAGCAACUGAAUCAUGUCAAAGAAGACAAGUCUCUGCCAAUCCUGAUUGAAUCCCCUUCUCCAAAUGAGCAACCCCCAAACAACAAAUUGGUAUUGGCAGAUUCUCCACAGCCGAAGGGCAAGAGCAAGAAAAAUAAGAAGAAAAAAGGAGAUAAAGUCAACAAUUCACUUGAUGAUGUAUUUUUGCCCAAAGAUAUUGAUCUAGACAGUGUGGAUAUGGAUGAGACCGAGAGGGAAGUGGAGUAUUUUAAAAGGUUCUGCUUGGAUUCUGCAAGACAGACAAGGCAGAGACUUUCCAUCAACUGGUCCAAUUUUAGUUUGAAAAAAACGACCUUUGCUGCCCACUGAAUGGAGACAGCCUCAGGAGGAAGCCCUGCAGGAGUCCAGGAAACUUGCCCUGCCCUGCCCUGCCCUGCCCUGCCCUCCUGCUGCGAGUGCUGAGAGCUUUUCUCGGGUCUGAGCCAGUGCUGCCUUGCCUUGUCCCCAGUGCCGUGUGGGUCUGCACUGAACCACUUGGCCUGAGAAUUCUUGCGGCCUGAGAAAUCGCCACUUUCUACCUGAAUUUGUUAGCUUGUGUGCUUGUAGUCUGUGAGUGAGGUUUAUUUGAUUGUAGCUGUACGCUGUGGGAGUUGGAACAAUAGCUUUUUUCCAAUUCCUCCUGAUAGCCUUGGCCUCAGAGACUAUCAGCUGCUUCCCAGGCUUGGGUGGAGGCCAGAACACUCGUUUGCAUCAUUUGCAGUGGCUCCUGCCACACUCGCCCGCAUCUAGCUCUGUUUUCUCAUCAUCCUGAUCCAUGAUAAAGGAUUGGACCUCUCAUCGUCGGCGCUGCUUUCAUCUGCUCCAGAAUUAUUCCCACCAUGACUUCAUGGAAAGGAGGCUCGGACGGGACAAGCAUUUCUUGAGUUCUCUUUCACAAUCUACUGUUUAAGAGUGUACAAGUUACGCUAUUUGUGUUUGAUUUUUUCCCCCCUGACUUGUAGCCAGCUUGUGUAAGAAUACUUGCAGAACGAGAAAGUUUAAAAAAAAAAAAAGGAAAAAAGAACAAUACUCACACUAUCAAAUCUGUUAUAGAGUGUAUAAUUGUAUUAACACUGAAGCCUGACUGGCUACUUUUUUAACAUAUUGUUAAGUAAUAUUAAAAUCAUGUCUUUCUUUUUGAAAGAUGGAAUACAUUAGUAUGGCA